AACAUAUACAUACAACACCUAUAUAUAUAUACACAUAUAGAUACAACCACACCCAACUCCUCUCUCUCUCUCCUCUUUCUCUCUCUAACCAAAAAACCCUCACAAUGCUUCCCUCCUUCCUCAGCCCAACUCACCUGUACGGCCAAUACCUCCGCCGCCGCUUCAUCACGGCGGGUCUAACCUCCCAAACCGUCAAUCUCAACGGAGAAGACGAAACAAAGAUCCAAUUAUGGGCCCCGGACCCGGCCCAGCCCAAAACAUUAAAAAAGCCCGCACUGGUUUUAAUCCACGGAUUCGGCCCAGUAUCCACGUGGCAAUGGCAGAACCAGGUCCAAUACUUGGCCCCCAAAUUCGAUCUCUACAUUCCCGAUUUGAUCUUCUUCGGCGAAUCCACCACCCGAUCGAGCGAUCGGUCGGAGCAAUUCCAGGCGGCGGCGGUGGCCGGAGUAAUGGAGAAGAUGGGAGUGGAGAGGUACAGUAUUUUGGGGACGAGUUAUGGAGGAAUCGUGGCGUAUAAUGUGGCGAAAAGGUGGGGAGAGAGAGUUGUUAGGGUUGUGAUUGCGAGUUCUGGUUUGAAUAUGAAGAGAGAAGAUGGUGUUGAGUUGUUGAAGAGAGGUAAAGUGGAGAAGACGGAGGAGCUUAUGCUUCCGGCCACCGCUAAACAGAUGAGGAAUUUGCUUAGUCUCGCUGUGUAUCGGCGGCCAAAGAUGUUGCCGGAUUUGUUCUUGAAUGAUAUGCUUCAUAAAUUGUACUCAGAUAAAAGGAUGGAGAAGAUGGAACUAUUAAAAGGGCUAACUAUUGGAAAAGAUGACCAACCUCAAAUUUCACCAUUAGAAAUGGAAGUGUUGUUAAUAUGGGGAGAUCAUGAUCAAAUCUUUCCGGUGGAGAUGGCCAUUGAACUCAAAGAGCUUUUGGGAAAGAAAGUGAAACUUGAGAUAAUAAAGAAGACAUCUCAUGUACCCCAAUCUGAAAACCCUGCACUCUUCAAUAGUAUAGUCAACAAUUUCUUGUGUGAGUCAACAUAAUUAAUUAAAUAUAUAUUUUUUUAAUUUGUGGUGAUAAAAUAAAUAUAAUUAUUUGUCUUAUUGGGACCUUGUAUUUAUUUGUGUUGGAUUAAAGUUUUGUAUAAUUGCUUAGUUAAUUAUAUAUUUCUAUCCUUCAAUAACAACAUAUAUAAUCGAAUUCAGUAAAUUAUAUUUUAUUUUAUUUAUUUUAUUU
Cannabis sativa is the source of this 1218-nucleotide messenger RNA. RefSeq lists its product as uncharacterized. The record is from RefSeq and is a predicted model, not a curated record. The coding region runs from base 105 to 1025 and encodes 306 amino acids. The transcript is spliced from 4 exons. NCBI's taxonomy places the organism in Eukaryota, Viridiplantae, Streptophyta, Magnoliopsida, Rosales, Cannabaceae.